Penicillium argentinense is the source of this 1071-nucleotide messenger RNA. RefSeq names its product DODA-type extradiol aromatic ring-opening family dioxygenase. Gene Ontology annotation, molecular function: ferrous iron binding; oxidoreductase activity, acting on single donors with incorporation of molecular oxygen; zinc ion binding. Bases 1 to 1071 code for a protein of 356 amino acids. NCBI's taxonomy places the organism in Eukaryota, Fungi, Ascomycota, Eurotiomycetes, Eurotiales, Aspergillaceae. The transcript is spliced from 5 exons. The record is from RefSeq and is a predicted model, not a curated record.
AUGCCUUCGGAAGCGCGGCAACAACAUCCCACACGAACACCUGAGAUACAACCCUCGCGUAAGCUCUUGAUUUUUAUCGUCACGCUUCUGUGUGCCGUUGUCAUUGCUUGUCUAAUUGACCACGCCAAUCUGAAUUCGUUCCGUCGGGCCUUUGCGCCUUCUUGUCCGAGCGUAGUGGGAUUAUCUGCUGCGUCUGCGUCUGCAUCGGUUGCUGCGAGUUCGUAUUCAGCGAAGAUAUCUUCGGAAUUUGAUUCUUCGAAAAUGACGACCAAGACGCCAGUUUAUUUUUUGAGUCAUGGUGGGCCAAACGUCAUGUACCAAACAGACCACCCAGCCUACAAGAAACUCGGCGCCAUCGGCAAGGAAAUCACGACCAAGGUCAAGCCGGAUGCCGUGGUUGUGUUUUCUGCGCACUGGCAGGGUGGGAAAGAUGUCAUUUAUGUUAAUACGGCUGAGAUGACGGAUUUGAUUUAUGAUUUCUACGGCUUCCCCGACCAUUACUACGAGGAAAAGUACCCCAACGUCGGCAGUCGGCAGGUCGCUGAUAAAGUACUCUCUGCUUUGCAGGGAGCCGGUAUUGAAGCGAAGGGCGUCAAGCGCGGUCUUGAUCAUGGUGUCUGGGCUAGUUUUAAGUGCGCCUUCGAACCAAAAACAAACCCACUAAACGUCCCAAUCGUCCAAGUCUCCCUCUUCGACACCGAAGACCCAGACCAACACUACCGACUAGGCCAAGCAGUCUCGCACCUUCGCUCGCAAAACAUCCUGAUUAUUGUUUCCGGAAUGGCGGUGCACAAUCUCCGCGACAUGCGCUUUACGAUGGGCUCGCCGCGGCCAUUGCCGUAUGCGGUUAGUUUUGACGAGGCGCUUAAGGAGGCUAAGGCUAUGGCGGAGUUGUUGAAGAGGCCUGAUGCGCGCCAGGCGCAUCCUUGGUUUGAUCAUUUGCUGCCUAUUCAUGUUGGGGCUGGGGCUGCGGGUGUUGAUGAGGGGAAGAGGUUGUGGACUUUUCCCGAGGGGAGUAUGAGUUGGGCGCAGUAUAGGUUUGGGGAGGUGGGGGAUAGUAGUUCGUUGUGA